Molecule: messenger RNA, 364 nt
Organism: Dentiscutata heterogama
Lineage: Eukaryota; Fungi; Glomeromycota; Glomeromycetes; Diversisporales; Gigasporaceae
Source: the annotation of a GenBank genome assembly
AUGGACUUUUUAAAGAUCACAAAGGUUGAAAAUGUUACUCUUGAAAGAGGACAGGUUACUACAGUUGGUACUCUCCAUUUGACAACGCACCAAACGAUUUUUAUACAACCGGAUCAUAAAGACGAAAUAUGGAUCCCUUAUCCAAUUAUUCAUACUGUCGAACGUCGUUCGUGCACUACGGACUCUAAAUUAUGGCCUUUAAUUAUUCGGUGUCGUGAUUUUAAAAUUUACUCAUUUUUCAUACAACUCGAACAAGACUCGAUGGAUGUUUUUGAUACAAUACAAAAGUUAACAUGUAUCGAAUCCAUUAGUCAGGUAUAUGCUUUCGAUUAUAAACCUGAAAAAGAAUUCUCAUCUUCGGAUG